AUGGGGAAUUUAUUCGUGAAGAAGCCCAAGAUCACCGAGGUCGAUCGAGCUAUUCUCUCUCUCAAGACUCAGAGACGCAAGCUUGCUCAGUACCAACAACAGCUUGAAGCUGUAAUUGAAGCCGAAAAGCAAGCUGCAAGAGAUUUGAUUCGCGAAAAGAAAAAGGAAAGAGCUUUGUUAGCAUUAAAGAAGAAAAAAGCACAAGAAGACUUAUUGAAGCAAGUUGAUACCUGGGUUAUCAAUGUUGAGCAACAGUUGCUAGAUAUUGAACUGACAAGCAAGCAGCAAGCUGUAUUUGAGAGUUUGAAGGCUGGUAAUAAUGCGAUUAAAGCCAUACAAAGUGAGAUCAACCUUGAGGAUGUUCAAAAGCUAAUGGAUGAUACUGAUGAAGCUAAAGCUUACCAAGAUGAAAUGAAUGCAAUCUUGGGGGAGAAAUUAUCAGCAGAAGAUGAAGAGGAUAUUUUGGCAGAACUUGAGAAUUUGGAAGCUCAGAUCACUGUUCAAGAUCUGCCUAAAGUUCCUGCUUCUGUGGUGUCUCCUCAAGAAGAUGAGAAGUUGGACCUUCCCGAUGUACCAACCAAAGCACCAGAUGCACCUGAUGCAAUCACAUAUGAUACCGAAGUUUCCUCUAAGAAAAAAGUUAUGGAAGAACCAUUGGUGGCUUGA
Molecule: messenger RNA, 666 nt
Organism: Prunus armeniaca (apricot)
Lineage: Eukaryota; Viridiplantae; Streptophyta; Magnoliopsida; Rosales; Rosaceae
Source: the annotation of a GenBank genome assembly